AGUUAUUUGAAAUAUAUUUAGUUUUAAAACGAUCGUGCAGCGGUUGAGUUGAGAGUAGAGUAGAGUGUAACUCAAAUAGAAUAAUUAAUUAUAGUUUUUAAGAAAUUAUUCUUAUAUGUUUUUGUUAAUACAAAGAAAUUAAACAAAAUUGUGGUUAAAGCGGUAUUUGGAAUUAAAACAAAAUUAUAUGGUGUUUGAAAUAAACAAAUAAUUAUAGAGAAAAAGUACGCUUAAUAGAAUUAAACAAAAAAUUUUUUUAAAUUAAAAAUUAUUGUUAAACAAUAAAAAAUUAUUUAUAAAAAGGUAAAAGUUUGUCAGAAUAUUGUUUUCAAUAAAACCAGUUUUCAAGAGAGUGUUGUACGUGCCUUGAUUAUACAUUUUAAUUCAAAAAAACCAGUUAAUGAGAAAUAACAACAAUAACAACAUUAAGCAUGAAACGCUGGUUAAAAAAUUUGUAAAAAGACCACAAUAACAACAGCAACUACAUAUCGAAAAAAAAGUUAAAAAAGAGUUAAAAACCAGACAUUCACAAACAAACAAAAAAAUGAGUCAUCAAGUCAUCAUGUUUUACUAGCAACAACUAAAAAAUUUAGUUAAACACUCUCAUCAAUCAGUUAAAUAUUUGAUACAACGCAACAUCGAUCGGUUUCUCCUUUAUAAAUAUAAUUUAAAUAAUUAACUUUUAUAAUUAUUUUACAAUAACAAAAGUAUACAAACAUUAAAAAAAAACACAACAAAAAAUUCCUUAACAAUUGUUUAAAUAAAAAAAAAAGAAAUAUUUUAUCACACUUAACUGAAAUUCUAUCGAUCACGUACUUUUAUUACAACAAAAGUGGAAAAACAAUAAACAAUAAAUAUUAUAUUUAUAUAAAAUAUAAACAAUAAAGAAAACAAUCUCUUCAAAUAAACUAAUAUCAAAUCAUGGAUUCAAAAUUUCUAAAAUAUGGCACUUCUACGCUCUUUAUCGUGCAUCACUUGGCUAAUGCCGCCUUAACAGCGGGUGGAUCAGAAUGUCAUGCCGAAACUUGUCAUCCCAUAGAAGAGUAUUGUUCGCAAUUCGAACAAACAUGUAUGCCCUGUAGCAAAACCUGUGAUCCGGAGGAUAUAAGAUAUGAAGCAAAUGUUUGCAAUCGUGAAUGUAGUGAUUUUAUCAAAUUAGAACCUCUUAAGAAUGAAAUUCAUUAUAUACAAAUGCAACAGAAUAUUAUACUCAUACUGCUCGUGGUAUUGCUGGUCAUCACCGCUGGACAUUUUACCUGGAAAUUGAUAAAAUGUUUGAAAAACAAACGCUGUUGCCUGGGCCAACUGAUGGCUAAACUAAAAUUUAAAAAGGCAGCUACUAUGCCCUCAAAUCAAAGUAAUGGCAAAGAUUUAGGUGGCAUCACUAUACCCAAUAUGUGUGCGAUCAAUGAUGUUGAGAGAGCACCUUCACAAAUUUACAGUCUAACAGGUGCUGAAGGUUCGGUAAGGACAACGACUACACCAAUUAGCUCACGCUAUCCGGCGGAAAAUACAACACCAUCUCCGCAGCCCAAUGAGUAUUCGUAUGAUAAUCAAGGUUUAGUAGUGACGCCAAUAUCUGAAAAGCCCAACGGUGGUCCUAUGUUCACAUAAAGUAAUUUAACUCUCAUCCCCGCUUCAUUAAGCAUUAACAUCCAUCCCUUAUUACACGCUUAUUUAUUAGUAACCUUUAAAUUUAAACUAAAUUAUAAGAAAAUCAUUUAUAAAAUGAUUUCUUUUCUUUUCGCUUUUCUGCGGCCUCGUUACUUAAAUGACAGACUAUAUGAGUCGUUUCAUUUAUAAGUUACAACUCAUAUUCAUUUGUAUAUUUUUCUUUGUCUUCCUUCUAUUGUUUAAGAAUACUCUUUAAAGCAGAUAUAUUGUAAUUAAGAUUUGCAUUAUUAUAAGUGUAAGUUAUCGAUAAUUUUAUUGGAUGUAUGUAUAUCUAACUCACUCUCUAUGUUUGAACGUAAUCAUCACACUUUAUUUAAAACUAGUUUUAUGUUUUUUUGCUAAGUCCUUGUCUUUUAAGUUUUUA
Molecule: messenger RNA, 2038 nt
Organism: Lucilia sericata (common green bottle fly)
Lineage: Eukaryota; Metazoa; Arthropoda; Insecta; Diptera; Calliphoridae
Gene: grnd
Product: protein grindelwald
Exons: 3
Coding region: 922-1614 (230 amino acids)
Source: RefSeq, a predicted model, not a curated record